Molecule: messenger RNA, 1580 nt
Organism: Betta splendens (Siamese fighting fish)
Lineage: Eukaryota; Metazoa; Chordata; Actinopteri; Anabantiformes; Osphronemidae
Exons: 6
Coding region: 16-1422 (468 amino acids)
Source: RefSeq, a predicted model, not a curated record
CGAUACCAAGCGGUGAUGCCAGGAAAGGUGUCUUCCAAUAAAUGCGCUCUUCUCAUCACAGUGGCCACACCCGUUCUCAUUAUCAACCACACACGGUUGCAGUUCUUCUCAGUUCUGGUCACGGUGCUGAUGAAGUGCCUGGAACUCUGGAUGCCAACCUCAGCACCGAGUUUGGAGCCCAGAGAAAAAAUGAGCAUUUACAUUUUCACACAAAAGACUCUGCGUGUGCUUUUGGUCUUGACAUAUAGGCCACGCUGCUGCAUCGGCUUCCUCUUGGCAGAAACACCUCCUACCCUCAUAGUUACAGCACAGUAUCUCAGAAGAGAAGAGGAAACAGACGUUGUUCCUCUUCCCACAGAGAUGGUUGGUGGUCGCACACUUUGGCUGAGCUGCUUGCUCACAUCCAGCGCUGUGCUGCUCCUCGGGGUCUCUCUGUCUGAUGUAGAAGCUUCCAGCUGUCACCAAAGAACCAUCCAUAAAAGAGUUGGAGACGCUGUGGAGCUCUCGACAUGUUUAUCACCUGAAAAAUCACGUCAACUCAUAGUAGCGCGUUGGAAAAAAGGAGAAACAGAGGUUGCAGACAAGGAUACAAAUGUAUCCAAAGUGUUCAGGGACAGAUUUUACCUAAACCCCACAAACUUCAGUUUAAGAGUGAGAAAACUGACUCUUCAAGAUUCUGGUGAAUUCAGUUUUGUCUCAGAGGUGAAUAAUCAUCAAUUACAGACAGUUUUCAUCACGCUGCAAGUUCAUGAGCCAAUAACUCAGCAUCCUGACCUCCAGGUCAAUUCUACCUGGAAUGAGCUAAAUGAAUCCUGCAGAGUUUUGCUGGAGUGCAGUUCGGUCUAUAACACCAACGUCAGAUACAGUCUGUCUGUCAGGAACCAAACACACAGUGGCUCCAGGCUGCAGUUCAGCAUCAGACCAGAGGAUGGAGAAACCACAUUUACCUGCACAAUAUCUGACUUUGUCAGUGAGAUGUCAGCGUUUAAAAGACUGACAUGCAGCAACAGCACUGAAUCUUCAAAACUUGACCUUGUCCUUGUGCUGGGCGCAGCAGUGGGAGGCUGUGCACUAAUUGUGAUCAUAGUUGGCACAGCUGUGGGUGUUAGUUGUUGCAAACGAAAGGCAGCAAACAUGGAAUCAAAUGAGUUGACUGUCUAUGCAGACGUAUCUGAAAUCGCACCUGAAAACGGGUCGACUAUGAAGCCGUGUUCUGUGUAUGAAACCAUUGAUAACAAAAUGCAGCCGGUCACAUCAAUCUCACCAGGGGUAAGAUCAGAAUAUAAUAUGCCACAUACCAGGCAAAAACAAGCUGUUUACCGCCUUAAUCUGUAUCUGUCCCACCUCCAGCCUCACACUGUCUAUGACCAGAUCCAGCUUAAUCGCUUGAGGAAGACUUCAUCACCCUAUCAAGAGAUUUAGAGGACGACGGUGGAUCACUACAGAAUGUUUGAUGCACAUUGUACAAUUCCUUUUUGGGGACUUGCUUUUGCACGUCCUAUGGUCCCGGUACUUAAAUUCUAUAUAUUUUGUAAAUACAGAGAUUCUAUUUUUGAUGACAUAUUAAAGAUGUGACGUGA